Molecule: messenger RNA, 2940 nt
Organism: Salvelinus namaycush (lake trout)
Lineage: Eukaryota; Metazoa; Chordata; Actinopteri; Salmoniformes; Salmonidae
Gene: nyap2b
Product: neuronal tyrosine-phosphorylated phosphoinositide-3-kinase adaptor 2b
Exons: 6
Coding region: 1-2940 (979 amino acids)
Biological process (GO): neuron projection morphogenesis; phosphatidylinositol 3-kinase/protein kinase B signal transduction
Source: RefSeq, a predicted model, not a curated record
AUGAUGAGCUCCAAAGAGGAAGAAACUCUGAGAUUUCUCCAGUAUGUUGAAGAUAGCGGACUAAGAGCCUACAGCGGGCUGGUCUCUCAGAACCUGGAUCACGCCAGGAAUGAGAGGAACAGGAUUUACCUCCAGGAGAAAAACGACAAGAAGAGAAAACAGGAAGAAGCCAUAAAGAGGACGGGCGAAGAGGUGGUGACUGAGGGGAAGCUCCUGCGCAUGGGCUCCAUGACAAUGCCACCCCCCCCGGAGCGCAUGCCCGUGCCCCCCUAUCUUGCUUGCGGGCCGGGCUUCGCUGUGCGCUCCCAGUCCCUACACUCGGUGGGUGGGGGCAGUAAUGGCGGUGGGGAGGAGGAAGUGGGCAGCCCCACGUCCCGCAAGCAGCCCCCACCCAAACCCAGGAGGGACCCGGCUACCAAGUUGAGCAUUUCCUCUGAGACAGUGGACCACAGCCCCACCUUGGUCUGUAGGGGCUGCAGGGCCAAUCCGGACAGUUGUGAUGCGCCACAAGGCUGCGGCGAAGACUGCAAGAGGGUCCCUCCCCCCAAACCCAGGAGGAAUCCCAACACCCAGCUGAGCACCUCCUUCGAUGAGUCCUACAUCAGGAAGCACGGAGGCUGCAAGGGUCACUCCCCCUCUGCGGAGCGCGAGCGCAACCCCUCGCCGCCGAGCGACGAGAGCCCCAGCCACCACUCCGACUCGGAUGAGCCCGUCUACAUCGAGAUGGGCGCCAGUGUUGGGGGCGGGGGGCAAACAGAGGCGCCCAAGAGUGAGGACGAGGAGCCGGACGAGUCGGUGUAUGAGGAGAUGAAGUACCCCCUCCUGGAUGACAUGGACUACCGCUGGGACCCCCCGGGAUGCCGCUCCGCCUGCCCCACCCCGGCACCACUGGACCCUGAGCCCCUCAGCCGCUGCUCCACUCCGCGCAACAUCCCCCUCUGCGACAUUCCCGCGCCCUUCCCCAACCUGCUAACCCACCGGCCGCCUCUCCUGGUGUUCCCCCCUUCGCCAGCCCAGUGCUCGCCAAACUCAGACGAGUCCCCGCUCACCCCUCUGGAUGCACUGACCAAACUGCCCAUGAUGGACAACCCCGGUGCCUACAGCAAGUCACCCACCUCCUCUUCCGAGCCCCCCUUGGCGCACCUACGCCGGGAGCUGACCGCCACGCCCACCCUGACCGUGUCGGGUCGCUCAUCGGCCCCGCCCCUGCCCUGCACCCUCUACAAGUCCUCGGCCUCCUCGGCGCACGGCUAUCAGCGCAGCCACUCAGCCUGCCCCUCGCCCGUCAGCAUGGGCCGCUGCCUAACUCCCCUCAGCCUGAUGCGUGCGCCACCCUUCGACGCCCCCAUUCCCUUCCCAGGCGGGCUGCCGCGCAGCGCCUCUGCCACGCCCCAUGGAAAGGGCUCGCCGCCCCAGGAUUGCGUUGCUGGGGGCAGGCUGCAUGGGUCGAUGCAGAACGUGUCGACGGGGCGCUCACGCACACCGACCAGCCCCCUGGACGAGCUGACCAACCUGUUCACCGCCGGUAGGAACAUGAUGAAGAAGAACACCAGCGGAAGGAAGUCCAAGGAGCCCGGGGAGACCGAGUCCAAGAGUAAGCCUAACAGCGAGUCCAAACGUGACGGCAAGGAGCGGCACAGUCACAGCAAGGAGUCCAAACGGGAGAGCAAGGAGUCCAAACGGGAGAGUAAGGAACGUAGCAAAGAGUCUUCUUCUCACAGACGCGACACCAAGGACAGGGGCUGUAGCAGUGUUGAACCCCUGCCUAUGAAACGGGACAGCAGAGACCGGGGUUGUAAUAGUGUGGAGCCCUUGCCUAUGACAAGAGACAGUAAAGAUAGGGGUUGCACUAGUAUUGAGCCCCCGCCUGUCAGACGGGACAGCAAAGACAGGGGCUGCAAUAACAUAGAAUUGAUGCCUAGACGCAAUAGCAAAGACAGAAGUGUCCACAGCAUGGAGCCUUUACUACGGCAGGAUAGUAAAGACUCUCCCCGGAAUGGUGUGGAGUCCAGACAUGACAGCAAAGAAAGGCUCAGCCACCAGAACCCACCGGAACUUCUACCCAGGCAAGAUAGCAAAGACCGAACCAGGAACGAAAUGGAUUCGAGACAUGACAGCAAAGAACGAAUUGAUCAGCCACCAGAGCUCCUACCCAGACAAAAUUGCAAAGAUUCACCCAGAAAUGGCCUUGAGUGCAGACGUAAUAGCAAAGACCGAGACAGGGCGAGCUAUGGCCUGGAGUCUAGACAAGAGGGCAAAGAACGAAGUUACAAUGGAAUGGAGCUCUUACCCCGACAGGACAUCAAAGAGUCAGCCAGACAUGGCCUUGAAGCCAGGCGUGACAGCAAGGACAGAAGCUGCAAUGGCGCAGAACUGCCCCCCCGGCGCGAUAGCUAUGGCAAGAGUGCCAAUGGGGUAGAUCCUAGGCGCGACAAAGACCGGGUGGGUUACAGCUCAGAUGUCUUGCCCAGGCGUGAUAGCAGAGAUAAGGGGACCUACAACUUUGAGCAAUCAAAAGCACAAGAGAAGAACGGUCAAUCAGGGCAACAAUCAUCGACGGCCACACCAACUCGGCAUGGAAGACCUGCUGGCAGUCCGCCAAUGAUGUUGGGAACUGGCAAUACAGAACUGAAACCAGCACUUCCGAAGUAUGGCCGCUCCUCCUCUGCCCCAGUUACACCCUCUCCCUUGGGGACCCCACAGAGGCAAGCACCAGAGGCACAGGUACCCCAGAUGCCGUGGAUGUGUGGGGACAGCACCAUGCUGGAGCAGAUCGAGAGGAAGCGCACCCUAUGCAUGGAGAUCCGCUCCAGGCAGCGGCCCCCAGACAGAAACCACCCGGACAGGAACCUGUGCAAGCAGAAGAACAACGGGGCCAAAAAGAUCCACCCGCCCCCGUACCCCACACAGACCACUGUGUUCUGGGACACAGCCAUCUGA